GCCGGCUGAGUUCGGGAGGCGGCGGUCUGUGAGGAGCUGUAGGAGGCCAGAGUCGUCUGCGCCGCGGCAGGCUUCCCCGCCAGUUCAAUGAUCAAGUGCAUCGCGGGCGCACACCCGACGGGUCCGUUUCUGUGCGCGGCUGCGCGGUCGUUGCGCGUCGAAGUGCCGUGUUCCAAAUACGAAUUUUGUUGCUAAGUAUCGCUGAGUGACACGAAUUUAUUUGGCAAUCGAUUUGCGGACGUUAAGCCAGUGCAGUGUUGUUCGGACGUUGCGUUUCCCGGCCCGUUCUGGAUGUGCUUCUAUUGGGGUCGCAAGGAGAGAUGUAAAGCGGACAGUGAGAGUGGCCCCGCUUGAUCGGUUAAGUGUGAUGGACUAGCCUUGCGCCAAGAUGCACACCAUGGACACCAUGGGCUACGGCCACAAGAAGUACCGGCCGCCGAUAUCGCCCACCAACUUCUACCAGCACCAGCAUGACUACUAUUCGCGACAUACGACACUUCGGCCACAGAGUGAAUACCGGUUCGCGGGCGGGGGGUAUCCGCGGGCGAGCAGCGGGGGCGGGCGGAGCAGCGGCUUCUGCUCCGCGGCGCUGGUGGGCGGCGCGCUGCUGGCCGCCUUCGCCGUGCUCGCGGUCGCCGCCCUGGCCUUCUACAUGGGCGCGCUCAGGCCAGAUAAUGGAGAACCAAUGAUGACGUUCGAGGGUUCAUUCCGCGUGACGCGAGGAGACGUGUACGGCGGCGCGCCGGACAGCCCGGCGUGGCGGGAGCGCGCGCGCAGAUACGGCGCGGCGCUGCGGCAGGUCUACGCCGGCCCUUCGCCCCUGCGGCAUGCCUUUGCCGGCGCCCUCGUCACCGGCUUUGGAGACCGACGCCUAGAUGUCCACUUCCGACUUUACUUAGAUAGAAGAAAAAUACCUAGCACCGUAUCCAAUAUAGAAGAAACGCUCAAGAAUGUUCUAGUUCAAGAUCUACUUUCGAAACAUCCAGCUUUUGGACAAACUAUUAAGGUAGACACGACUAGCAUAGUAAUUAAGAGAGAUUUAGAACACACAUAUCAUUCAGAAUCAUACGUAAAGGAAGCCAUGAACGAAAGUAUGGCCACUAGUUAUCCAAAAUCGUUAUCUCCGCAAAAUUCAAAAGACAAAGCUCUACAAAGCAGAAUAGGAGUUGUACGAAAAACUACUGUAAAACCAAACCAAUCUAAUAAAGGAGAAGUUGAGGAACCCGAAAUAGACAUUGAAAAUAUUCCUGUUGUUCAAGGGACAUUUCAGAUAACGAAAACAGAAGCAGAUAUUACGGAGAACAAAAAGAAUUCUAGUCCUGUACGUGGUGGCACUCAUAAACCUGUACCAGUAGCCAAACCAAGUCCAACGACAAGAGCACCAACUACAAGACCACCAACGACAAAACCAACAACGAACAGAAUGACUACGAAACGAAUUUCAACAACCACGCCGAAACCAAGGCCUUUCACUAUAACCUCUACUCUAAAUGUUAAGACAAAAACAGAUGCUACGCCGAAAAGGGACUUUGAUAACAAUUUCAAGAGAUCGACGACCACUUCUUCGACCACCACGUCAACUUCAACCACAGCCCCACUAACAACUACUGUGGAAACGUCUACAAAUAAUGUUUCUCAAAUUUUGCUUGAUCUCUUAACAAACGAAAAUCAUUACAAAGAAUUACCAAAAAUAGAUUCACUAUUUACAGUUCCACAUGUAAUUGAUAACGAACCAUGGAAGCCCAUUACUAGACCGUAUUAUGAAACAACAAGUAAGACCGCACCACCUUCUGAAGAAGUCAUCGAUCAAAACGUGGAAGAUAGAAUAGGCGUUGCAGAGGUGGUUGACGAUGUGUCGGUCUUAGAAAGUAUGCUCACACCUAUACCGCCUGUUAAAAACAGAGAUAGAACUACGCGCAGACCGGGAGUGUACGUUGAUCCCGAUUUGGCUGCUGAUGUUUAUGUUCCGAGUCCCGUUUAUACAAGUUUUACACUUCCUACAUUUGCACCUCCGGUCAAUGGUAUGGAAACUUUAGGCUCCGGUUAUGUAAAGCCUCAUCCUAUUCCAGUAGACAAAAUUAGUUCCGUAGUAGAAGUACCCGCUGAAAUAAGUCCGGAUGAUGAGGAUGAUGGAAAACCGGUUCAAAGGCCUCCUAAAGAUAAAACUACUUCCAUAGUUUUGAAUGUGGCUCAGUCUGAUAAACAAGAUACUAACUUUGAAAAAAUUGCCUUUGAUGGAGCAUCAAUAAUGAAGAAACCCAAUGCCACAACUACUAGCACGACUAGUACUACUAGCACAACUACCUCGACCUCAACAAGUACAACAACUACGUCAAGUACUACAACGAGCUCUUCACCGCCUUCCACAAUCGCAGAGUCUGACAGUUUUGAAAAAAGUGCCAACAAUACAGAACUUUUAGAAGAGCUUAAUAAGAAUUUUACGAAAGAAAUAUCAACAAAACGUCCAAACAAUAAAGUUUCUAUAAUUCCCACUACAAGUGGACCUCUUCAUACAUGGGAAUUAGUAAAUACAUCAACCAAUGAUAAUGAUACAUUUAAUAAGAAUUCGCCUGAGAAAUACUACAAUGAUACAUUACAAGCAAUAAUAACUAAAAAUGAUGCAGUGUUUCCUAACACUACUCCUCGUUUUCAGAACAAAGUGUCUAUAUUAAGAAAUUUAACAGAGAUAAUCAAAAGGUACUCGCAAAAUAGUACGGAAAAACCAAUAAAGGAAACCGAAAGUACUGAAAGGAUAGAAGAUCGGCAGGGCCAUAAUAAAAUGACAGGUUCAGUUGAAGUGGUACUAGAUGACGAAAUACAAAUAACUACUGCUAGUGUGAUCACAUUAUUACCCGCUAAAUCAAAUCUAGGUGUAAACCGCCCAUUAAGACCACGACCUAAAAUAAAAGCAGAAACGCAACCAUCAAAAGAAAGCAUUCGCAGUUUUUUUCGUAACGACCCAGAGACCCAAAAAAUAAUUAAGGAAUUGACUACCGAAAACUAUGUUCAAGUUGUUCAAGUUUCAGAAGAAACUUCGAAAGAGCCUGAGAUUGUCACAUCUUCGUUGGUGUUUGAAACGGACGGAAACGACUCAGACGACAGCAUGGCGUUGGCUACCGUAAGUGAUAAUAUAAAAGUGAAUUCUGAAAACAUCCCUAGCAAGAACCGACUUCCAAAAUCUAGUGAUGAUCUAAAAAAAGCAACCGAUGAAGUUCCUGACGAUGGGAAAUUAGAGACUAACAUCCCUCAAGGAACAUAUCGUGUGUCAUAUCAUGUCACAGGCAGCGUGAGUAGUAAGCAAGCAAAUAAAACACAAAGUCUUCCAGCAUAUGAAUUGGCUUUAGAACCCGAUGUUGUUCUCGAAAUUCCUUAUAAUCAAACCAAUAGCCUAACGAUAGAUAAGCUCAAACAACUUGCAAACCUAGCCACUAUCUCAGAUUCAAAUAACAAUACGUUAUUUCGGUCACCAGGAGGCGUAAUUUCCACUAAGGCAAUUCCAUCUAGUUACACAUUAAAUCAAGCAGGUUUCAAGAUACUGACUAAAACAUACAACAAGCUCCAACCGGGAACAAAACAGGAUGACAACAGUUUGGACAAACCUGAAAAAACUUAUAGUAAACCUUAUAACAAGCCAUUGAAGAAAGAAGAAAAGGAAAUUGUAAAGGAUAUUGUCAAAGAAGAAGAAUGUAGCAACGUGACGUCUUUCCGGUGUGCAUCUGGUGCCUGCUUGCCACUAACAUCUCGAUGUAACCGCUUGAUUGACUGCCCUGGGGGAGAAGACGAACGUGCUUGCACCUGUGCUGACUACCUUCGCGCUGAGUUCUCACAAUCCAAGAUUUGUGACGGCGUAGUUGACUGCUGGGACUAUACAGAUGAAAAUAAAUGUGAAUGGUGCGAAGAUGGACAAUACGUUUGUGCUAACGCUAAACAAUGCAUCGAGAUGUAUCGGGUCUGUGAUGGAACACCUGAUUGUCCUCUCGGUGACGAUGAAAAAAGCUGCGUCGCUCUGGCCGACGAAUUGGAUAACAAUGAAGUGGUACCCUAUAACGAAGAAGGUUUUGUGAUGGUCCGCAAACGCGGAGUUUGGGGUAGGCUUUGCGUGGAAAGCUUUACAGAGGCAGUUCAGCAAGCCCAUAGUCCACUGAAACUUCCAGACCUAGGGAAAGCUGUUUGCCGGGCCCUGACAUAUCAUGACUCUCCUUGGAGCCGCGAAGCUCGCGAGGGUCGCAAAGCCAGCUCUGUUGGCUACUGGGAGGUGUGGCACAACGCCAACGCCCGCUCCUCGGAUACUCGGCUGACGUUCCGCCGCGCCUCGUGUCCGCGUCGCCGAGCGCUGCGCGUGCGCUGCCAGGACCUGGACUGCGGGAUUAGGCCGCAUGCUGACGCUCAGCAGCCAAGGGUGGUGGGCGGCGCGGGCGCGGCGGCGGGCGCGUGGCCGUGGCAGGCGGCGCUGUACAGGGACGGCGACUUCCAGUGCGGCGCUACCUUGAUAUCGCCCCAGUGGCUGAUAUCGGCCAGCCAUUGCUUCUACCAAGCGACUGAAGCGCACUGGGUGGCUCGCUUAGGAGCGCUCCGACGCGGCGCGUGGCCCCGCGGUCCUUGGGAGAGAGUGGCCCGCGUGCGACAAGUCUUGCUCCACCCGCGGUACGCGCCGCGAGGCUUCAGGAACGACAUCGCCAUGCUGAGGAUCGACCCCAUCGCGCUACACGCCAGGUUGCGGCCGGCUUGCUUGCCGCCGUCGAGGGCCCAGCCGCCGGCGGGACACCACUGCACUGUGGUGGGCUGGGGACAGCUGUAUGAGCAUGAGCGUGUCUUCCCGGACACAUUACAAGAGGUGGAGCUGCCAGUGAUCUCGACGGCGGAGUGCCGGCGCCGUACGCGCCUGCUGCCGCUGUACCGCGUGACAGAGGACAUGUUUUGCGCGGGCUAUGAACGAGGCGGCCGCGACGCCUGCUUAGGCGACUCCGGAGGCCCGCUCAUGUGCCAGGAACAGGACAGAUGGUAUAUCUACGGCGUGACCAGCAACGGCUACGGCUGCGCGCGCGCGAACCGGCCCGGCGUCUACACCAAGGUGUCAAACUACAUCGAGUGGAUCGACAGCGUCAUCGCCGCGCACACGCCGCAGCCGCACCAUAACAACACGCAAAGCGACGAGUACGAAUCCGACGACGAAUUCUACGCGGACCUAGAAGCAGCCGAAAACAAAAGAGCGACGAGAAUCGAUACCUGCAAGGGUUAUCGAUGCCCGCUCGGCGAGUGCCUGCCUCCGUCGAGCGUCUGCAACGGCUUCAUCGAGUGCUCGGACGGCAGCGACGAGUGGCAGUGCAGCAAACGCAACUCCUCCAUACACGACCCAGAUUAACGCUAUUCACCACCCCUACGCUACUUAUUAGCCAGUAUGUAGAAUUAGCGUAAAUUCUUUGAAUUCGACUGAUAUUUUGUAAGUAGACAUAAGAAUUGAAUCUCAAGUAGGGUAAAGAAAUUACUGAGAAAAUCCGAUUACUUUUCUACAUGUUUUAAUUGUUAACUUCCCACACAUCGUAAUGCUGGAAAUUUUGCCAUAUCUUAAAGUAACUUUGGGCGUGUACAUAUAGCUUUAAAUUUUGAGGCCCGAACAAUUGUUUACCACUGCAUGUUUAUGUCUAAUCCAACCUAUUUAUUGAAAUUAUAUGGACGACCUUUUCCGUUUGAAUACUCAGCGUUUAUAAAUAUUUCAAAUGGACAAUGUUAGCCAUAAAAAAUAUGAAAUAAAAAUUUAACAUUUUAUUUUUGUGUAUAAGUUAUUUGAAAACCUCUGAUGUCCAAUGAAAAGAAAAAUUUGAUACUUAAAAAUUAGUUUAAUCUCGACAAAUAAAUUAACAAAAUGCAAAUUCGUAAUACAAUAUUAUAUUGUUCAAAUAAUGAUGGCAUAAUAAAAUAAAUAAUAAUUAGAAUGCUUAUUUAGAGACGUCACAAACAACAUAAUUUACGGAAUACAAAUUACACUAAUUCACAUCAUUGACUAAUUAAUACUUCAAUUGAAUUAUGAUAUUUAAAAGAAAUAAAAAAAUAAUGUUAUUCUUAAAUAAUUAUUUAGACAUGAGGUUGCACGAAAUGUUUAGUUACUCAGCGAGUACAGAAAGAGAUAGGGAGAGAAGCUGUCGCAUCAGGCUAAGUGAUGCGAGCGUUGAGAAAGCAAAAAUAUUCA
Messenger RNA from Ostrinia furnacalis (Asian corn borer), 6187 nucleotides. RefSeq lists its product as uncharacterized. Gene Ontology annotation, cellular component: membrane. The coding region runs from base 389 to 5362 and encodes 1657 amino acids. The record is from RefSeq and is a predicted model, not a curated record. The transcript is spliced from 13 exons. Gene Ontology annotation, molecular function: protein binding; serine-type endopeptidase activity. Gene Ontology annotation, biological process: proteolysis. NCBI's taxonomy places the organism in Eukaryota, Metazoa, Arthropoda, Insecta, Lepidoptera, Crambidae.